AUGGCGUCGAAGCAACACGCUGACGCUGCUAAGCAACACAAGUACGCCCACAAACCAGUUCCAUCAAAGAUACCAAAACAUAACAUGUCAAAGGACAAGAAGGAAGAAACAGAAACCGAAAAACCAAUACAGUUAAAGGAUAUUCACGAUAUGAUGAAGGCCAUGAUGACGAAACUUGAAAAGCUGGACUUCAUCGAGAUCAAAGUUCACGCAGUAGAGGAAGAUUUGAGAAAAAUGAGAGAUUCUAUUGAAUAUGUACACGCGGAGGUAGAUGAUUUAAAAGCUGAAAACAUUGGACGAAAGAAAACGGAUGAAGAUACAAAACAGCGACUAGAGAAACUACAGAAAGAAAACGAGAUUUUAAAUAAGAGCGUCAUUGACCUUAAAGCAAGGUCAAUGCGCGAUAUUAAACCUUUUUUUUAUAACUUGCCCGAAAGUAAAGAUGAAGAUACAACCAACCUAAUACAUGGACUACUGGAAGAAAAGCUUGAUAUCAAGGAUGCCAGAGUCAAUGUAAAGAUCGACAGAUCGCAUAGGCUCGGUAAACCGAAGUCAGGAACGACAAGACCGCGACCCAUUGUCGCAAAAUUUAACUACUUUCAGGACCGUGAACAAAUACGUCGCAAUGCAAGGAAAUUGAAGGGCACAAAGUUGGCAAUAGGUGAGCAAUUUCCCGAGAAAAUAAUGAAGAUCCGCAAGGAACUAUAUCCUGAAUUUAAAAAAGAGAGGGAGGGAAGUGG
Molecule: messenger RNA, 740 nt
Organism: Paramuricea clavata
Lineage: Eukaryota; Metazoa; Cnidaria; Anthozoa; Malacalcyonacea; Plexauridae
Source: the annotation of a GenBank genome assembly